Haplochromis burtoni (Burton's mouthbrooder) is the source of this 2060-nucleotide messenger RNA. RefSeq names its product ankyrin repeat and SOCS box containing 6 (gene asb6). Gene Ontology annotation, cellular component: BRCA1-BARD1 complex. Gene Ontology annotation, molecular function: protein binding. Gene Ontology annotation, biological process: protein ubiquitination; intracellular signal transduction. Lineage: Eukaryota; Metazoa; Chordata; Actinopteri; Cichliformes; Cichlidae. The record is from RefSeq and is a predicted model, not a curated record. The coding region runs from base 181 to 1491 and encodes 436 amino acids. The transcript is spliced from 7 exons.
UGGGAAUGAAAACAGCGUCGGACCGAUGCUGGCGUGAGGAAAGCUUCCUGUUUUAAAGGGAGUCUGCUCUGAGUGACUUUCCUCUCUUUUAAAAGUAAUUUCGCUAAGACAUUUAUUUAUAAUUUAGCAGGUCAAGAAGUGAUACAUUUGGAGCUAACCUAGGAUCGCCGAGGCAGAGCCAUGCCUUUCCUCCAUGGAUUUCGCAGGAUAAUUUAUGAGUAUCAGCCGCUGGUAGAUGCUGUCAUGUGUGUUAUUGGACUGGAAGAACGACAUGACAUUGGCGAGGAAAGGAGUUCUGAGGAAGAAUCCGCAAUUUCUAGGUCUCUGGUGGAGCUCCUGGAGCAAGAAUCCCAGUCAGAGGUGUUUGUGGAGGGGAUCAGCUAUGCCCUGUUCAAAAUGGCAGAGCGAGGUCUGGUGCAGCCAGCAAAAAUCCUCCUACGCUACGGAGCUGAUCUCAACUUUGAAGACCCAGUUUCAUACUACAAUCCACUACACAUAGCAGUUUUGAGGAACAGGCCAAACAUGGUGAAGCUGCUGGCCGGGCACGGAGCAGACAUUGAAAAGAGGGACAGAAUUCAUGAGAGCAGUCCCUUGGACCUUGCCAGUGAGGAGUCAGAGAGACUGCCCUGCCUGCUCGCCUUGCUGGACCUGGGUGCUGAUGUGAAUGCAAGGGAUAAACACGGAAAAACACCUUUGCUCCAUGCCUUGGCGAGCAGCGAUGGAAUCACCGUGCACAACACGGAGAACAUCCAGCUGCUACUUGAGAGAGGUGCUGACGUUCAUGCUGCGACUGUAGACGGUGAAACAGUCGAGUCGUCGUUGGUGUUUCUGGUGAAGGAGGCGCUGGGGGCUUCGGUGGAGGAUGCUGCUCAGAUUGGUAACUUCUGCCUGAAAACCACACAGCUACUGCUGGCUCACGGCGUGGACCCCAGCUGCUGUCUGAAUGAGGAUGGCGAGCCUUCCCUGACGCAGACGAGCCUGGAGUACUUUGACCUGCUCUUCCCCUUGGCUGUGCUCUUAAUUCAGAGCGGCGCGUCUUUGGUUUGCUCCAAUCACAGUGACUCCUGUUGGUCAGGUUAUAGCCUUCUCUUCCAGAGGCUCCAAACAGCCCUGCAGCAGUGCUCUGAUCAAACUCACGCAGCCGAGCUCUUGGAGCAGGCAGAGAUGUUGCUUGACCUGGUAAAGGUUCACAGCCCCAGGCUGCAUCUCUCUUGCGGGCUGCAGCUCCCCAUGCCUGGUCAGGAGUCUCACCCGUACGCUCAGGCUCUACUAAACCUGCACAAGCACGUAGCAGAGCGUGAAGCAAGCCCCCCUGCUCUGCGAUGCCUCUGUAGGGCGUUUAUAAGGAACCGCCUGAAGCCCUGGCCACUGGAAGACAGAGUCAAAGCCUUACCACUACCAGACAGACUCAAAUACUUUCUUCUUCCCGAGCACACGUACACUCCAAAGUCUGGCUGGGACUGCUUCAAGCCCCAGCAGAGCCAGCGCUGACGGUAUAAACUGCUUACUACUAUUUGUGUUGCUUAAAAUCUGAAGUGAAAGACUGAACAAACUCUGUAAUAAUUUGUGUAAAAUAUUUGAGGAUGUGAUAAGUGAAGCGAAGUCUAACAUAUCAUUGAGGCCUUUGUUUAAUUUCCAAAUCUGUGUUGCCUGUGCCAAAUUUACAGACAAAAUUGUGUAUAUGUUUACUUUACAAAUACAACAUUGUAAGUACAGAUUAGUCUUUGAGUUGUCACUGCCACAGUGAAAUGCUGUAGAGGUGAAACAUAUAGACACGUUUAUUUAAAAAAUAAAAUAAAAUAAAAAAUGCAGCACAAUAUGAAAGCCACCAGAUGGCAGUGUUGCUCCUGCAUUUUCAAAGGUAGCUCAGACUUUGGAAGACUUAACUAUUCACAGUGCAACCUAUUGAAGUUGUUCCAGCACAGUAGGGUCCAUCUAUAUUUUAGAUCCUCAACGUGACGGUGAUAUACUGUAGAAUUUGUGUAACUUCAAGCUUAAUAUGAAGAUGUAAUGACAACAAUAAUAACAAUUAAUAAAAACUUCCACCACCUGUGACCUCA